This is a messenger RNA of Drepanopeziza brunnea f. sp. 'multigermtubi' MB_m1, 483 nucleotides long. RefSeq lists its product as uncharacterized. Lineage: Eukaryota; Fungi; Ascomycota; Leotiomycetes; Helotiales; Drepanopezizaceae. Gene Ontology annotation, molecular function: DNA binding; structural constituent of chromatin; protein heterodimerization activity. The record is from RefSeq and is a predicted model, not a curated record. Gene Ontology annotation, cellular component: nucleosome.
AUGGCAAGCAAGCAGCGCAUGCGCCUCAAUGCCGGUGAAUCAUCAUCAUCAACACCAGGCUCAGGACGCAAGAAGGGGCGACCAUCCGGCGGCAAGACUCUGCCAGCUAUGCCUCCAAAACGCGCCAGCGCGGUUCAACCAGGCGACCCUCUCCCCGCCAUUCGCAAGAAGCGUCGCUACAAGCCGGGUACCAAGGCGCUGCAGGAGAUCCGCAAGUACCAGAAGAGUACGGAGCUACUGGUGCUGAAGCUUCCGUUCUCGAGACUCGUCAGGGAGAUUGCGCUGACGUUGCGACCGGCGGGAUCGGGCAUGAGAUGGCAGUCGCAGGCUAUCCAGGCUUUGCAGGAGGCGUCCGAGGCCUUUCUGGUGCAUUUGUUUGAGGAUACGAAUCUCUGUGCUAUCCACGCAAAGAGGGUUACGAUCAUGCAAAAAGAUAUUCAAUUGGCAAGGAGAAUUCGAGGCGCGUGGGGUGGCGGUAUCUAG